Drosophila pseudoobscura is the source of this 2929-nucleotide messenger RNA. It is a transcript of the gene capt, whose product is annotated as adenylyl cyclase-associated protein 1. Gene Ontology annotation, biological process: actin filament organization; cytoskeleton organization; cell morphogenesis. The record is from RefSeq and is a predicted model, not a curated record. The transcript is spliced from 8 exons. Lineage: Eukaryota; Metazoa; Arthropoda; Insecta; Diptera; Drosophilidae. Gene Ontology annotation, cellular component: cytoplasm. Gene Ontology annotation, molecular function: actin binding; adenylate cyclase binding. The coding region runs from base 78 to 2516 and encodes 812 amino acids.
UAUUUGGAUUUAAGUCGGUGGCCAGAAGGCUGUCUGGAAUAGUGAGUGGUGAAGACCACCCAACCAACGGCCGCAAAAUGUUCUCAUGCUGUCGUGCCAACAGCAAAGUAAGCAAAAAGGACAAGGGCAGUAAGGCCGAAGAAGAGAAUGAGGAGGUGGAAGUGGCCGAAGUGGAAUUGCCGGUGUCACCUAACACAACGAACGAAAAGGAGGAGCCACCCCAGCUGAAUGGCACUGCAGCCAAGCUUGAAAGUGAAACCGAGGCGGAGCCAAAGCUAGAGCCAGUCUCUGAGUUGGCCAAGGAGGCGAACGAUACUGUCGCCCAUCAAACAGACCCUCAGCCGAACGAUGAAAUUGCCAAAUCCGAUACUGUCAUUGUAGACGAUAUAGCUGCACCAGCAUCCACAGAAAAAGAAGCAGCUAGUCCAUCUCCACCAUCGCCCAUUCUGCAACUUUCGGUCCGCUCAACGCACUCGUCGACAUCUACGGCCCCACCCGCAUCAAUGACCAGCGCCGGUGCGGAGGAUGAGGAUGAUGUGGUUGUGGCGACGGUCACACCGACGACGCCGCCACCUCAGCCACCGCCCACAAAGAGCUGCCUGUCGCGCCACAAUUCCACACACCAAUCCAUCAAGAAGAAGGUGAACAUAAGCAACCGGGCGGAGAUCAUUGAGCCGGAGCCGCUGCCACCGCUCAUGUUGGCCAAUCACAAUAACAACAACGGCUCGCUGGCCGACGACGAUGAGGUGUUCUCCGACUCGUUGCCGCCGCCCAAGCGUGAGAGCAUGUGUGCGCCGUAUAUCGAGGGGGAUCUGGUGUCGGAAACGCUCGCCUUUGCCCACGGCCUGCCCGUCUGGUUCGAAGACGAGCGCCUCAAUGAGAUGGGCUGCAUCGAGCCGCCGGUCACUCCAGUGGGACGCGAUGAGCUGGAGCUGAAGCGCCAACGCCUGUACACGGAGCUCCUGCGGGCCGCCCACGCGGCCGUCGAGCACAGCGUGGCCGUGCGGGAAAACGAGCCAGACGCUAAGCCAUCGGCUGCUGUCGGACAUUUGGAGAGCAUUUGCGAACGCUUGGAGACUCUAGUUGAUCGCUUGGAGCGUACAUUGAUCGCGCCACAGCCGCAGCCGCAGCCCCAGCCCCAGCCGGAAUCGAUUGAAUUGCCCCCGCCACCACCCCCACUACCAGAAGCUGAAGAAGCUCCCCCAGAAGACUUUCAAGCCGAAGCACCUCCACCGCCAAACAGCAGCAUGAGUGUCGCCGGAUUCGAGGACAUCGUUGCGGGCCCGCUGAGCAAAUACCUGACUUUGUCCGCUAAAAUUGGAGGCGAUGUGGCCCAGCAUGCCGAUCUCGUGAGGAGCGCCUUUGGCCUCCAACAGCAGUAUGUGACUCUGGCCACGCAGAUUGCCCAGCCGGCGCAGCCAAAGCAAGCGGAACUGUUGAAGCCAACGUCGACGCAGAUCAGCGCCAUUCAGGACUAUCGGGAGAAACAUCGUACGUCCCCGUUUUUCAAUCAUCUGUCCGCCAUUAGCGAGAGCAUUCCCGCUCUCGGCUGGGUGUGCGUCGAGAAGACUCCCGGGCCGUAUGUGAAGGAGAUGAACGACGCCGGCCAAUUCUACACGAAUCGUGUACUGAAGGAGUGGAAGGAGAAGGACAGCACGCAUGUGGAGUGGGCCCGCUCCUGGGUACAGACGCUCACCGAACUGCAGGCCUACAUCAAGCAGUACCACACCACGGGUCUAGUGUGGUCCGGCAAGGGAGCCGCCCCGUCCGGCGGAGCCCCCCCACCGCCACCACCCGGCGGUCUGCCGCCACCACCGCCUCCAUUGGACUUGAGUGCUCUGAAGCUCGACAGCGGCGGCGAUGAACGCAAUGCACUGUUCGCUCAAAUCAAUCAGGGCGCUGACAUCACCAAGAACCUGAAGAAGGUCACUGGGGAUAUGCAGACCCACAAGAAUCCCUCACUGCGCACUGGACCGGCACCGUUCAAGACGCCAGCCCAGUCUGGCUCGUCGGCUGCUCCCUCAGCUCCCGCUGCCACCAAGGCCCCUGUCUUCACACGCGAUGGCAAGAAGUGGCUGAUCGAGUACCAGAAGAGCAACAGCGGCCUGCUGGUGGACAACGCCGAGAUGAACAACGUUGUGUACGUGUUCCGCUGCGAGGGCUCCACGCUGACGGUCAAGGGCAAGGUGAACAACAUCGUGCUUGAUUCGUGCAAGAAGUGCUCGCUGCUGUUCGACUCGGUGGUGGCAUCCGUGGAGUUUGUCAACUGCCAGAGCGUCCAGAUGCAGGUGCUCGGGUUUGUGCCGACGAUUUCCAUCGACAAGAGCGACGGCUGCCAAAUGUAUCUGUCCAAGGAUUCGUUGGGCGUGGAGAUUGUGAGCUCCAAGUCUUCCGAGAUGAACAUUCUCUUGCCCGAUGAUAGCGGCGACUAUACCGAGUUGGCUGUACCGGAGCAGUAUAAGACCACCAUUGCUGGCAAGACCCUCAAGACUGUGUGCGUGGACAGCCUCGGCUAAUGUGGUAAUCUGCUAGGGUCCAUCAGUUGCUUUUCCAGCUAUUAUCAACAGCAUUGGCCAGACCACAUGGCAAUCAUAUGUGUAUUUAAUAUUAAGCGCAAAAGUUUUCGUAAUUCAGAAAUUUUAAGAUCAAACCCUUUCGUACAGAAAUCGGUGCCAAACAUUGCUAUCAUGGUACUUGAAAUGGCCUAAUGAAAGUAAAGUAUUUAUAUAUGUUUAUGUCAAUGGAAAAGCGAUGAACCGAACCGAACCCAAUGUAUUUAUAUAUCGAGAGUAUGAGUGUGUAACGAAACUAAGCACGAGAUUCGAACCUUUUAAGCAGACUCUUCAUUUGAUCGUCAGAAAAACUCUUUUUAUAUUCUAUUUAAAUACAAUUUAAACAUUUUUUAUCAAAUAAAAAAGGAGAAAAGAAA